This is a messenger RNA of Rhododendron vialii, 799 nucleotides long. Its product is annotated as pathogenesis-related thaumatin-like protein 3.5. Gene Ontology annotation, biological process: defense response. The record is from RefSeq and is a predicted model, not a curated record. The transcript has 2 exons. Lineage: Eukaryota; Viridiplantae; Streptophyta; Magnoliopsida; Ericales; Ericaceae. The coding region runs from base 86 to 799 and encodes 237 amino acids. Gene Ontology annotation, cellular component: extracellular region.
CCAUCUCAAUGGUGUGCAACUCAACCACCCCUUUAUAUACCUCUCCACUCCCUUUGUUGAAGAAAGCCAAAUUACCCAUCAAAACAUGGCAUUUUUCCUUGUUUCUCUUCUCCUAGUUUCCACUUUCUUUGGUGGAGAUGCCGCUGUCUUAACUUUGCAAAACAGAUGCACGACCAAAAUCUGGCCAGGGAUCGCAGGCCCGCCUGUAAAGCCUGAACUCACGGACAACGGAUUCACCUUGAGUCCAAGCCAAACCCUCAACAUUAGCGCCCCAGCAGGGUGGUCAGGGGAAGUGUGGGCCCGCACCGGAUGCUCCUUUGACAAAGCUGGGGGAGUAAAUUGUACCAGUGGCAACUGUGACGGCGGCGUAGAGGAAUGUGGAGGAACUUCCGGUGGUCCACCACCGGCUACUUUCGCCAUUUUCAUGCUAGACGACCAGGUUGAUUCCUAUGCUGUUGACCUCAUUGCAGGAUUCAACAUACCAAUUUCCAUAGUUCCCUCUCGUGGGUCAGGGGAUUGUAAGCCUGUCAGGUGUCUUACGGACUUGAACAUGCACUGCCCUAGCAAACUGCAGGUAAGAAGGAACGGGCGGGUUGUGGCGUGUAAGAGCGCGUGUUCGGCCUUCAACCACCCCGAGGAUUGUUGCACGGGUGCUUACGACAAUCCUAAAGCUUGCAAGCCGUCAAGUUACUCAAAAUUCUUCAAGGAUUCUUGUCCCGCGGCCUAUAGCUAUCCUUACGAUGAUUCGACGAGCAUUUUUACAUGCAAGGGAGCUGAUUACUUGAUUAGCUUUUGUUGA